Molecule: messenger RNA, 470 nt
Organism: Armigeres subalbatus
Lineage: Eukaryota; Metazoa; Arthropoda; Insecta; Diptera; Culicidae
Exons: 1
Coding region: 1-390 (129 amino acids)
Cellular component (GO): mitochondrion; cytosol
Molecular function (GO): peptidyl-tRNA hydrolase activity
Source: RefSeq, a predicted model, not a curated record
AUGAACAUCCUCCGGAAGUUCACAUCGUUCGUUGCCGGUCCAACGAAGAUGGUCUUAGUAGUACGCUCGGACUUAGGAUUAAGGAAGGGGAAAAUCGCUUCACAGUGUUCCCAUGCGGCCGUCCUGUGCUACAUGCGAUCCGCUAGUGUUAACAAAGUCAAGCUCCAUCUGUGGUUGCGGCAAGGGCAGCCGAAAAUUGUCGUUAAAGUGGACAGCCUAGAGGAAAUGCAACAAAUCGCCAGACUGGCCAGCGAUAAGAAUGUGGUGGCCGAAAUAGUCAGAGAUGCCGGGAGAACUCAGGUUAGCAGCGGAACGGAGACUGUGCUGGGAAUUGGACCUGACUUGAGCAACGUUGUAGAUUCUUUCACGGGGCAUUUGAGACUGUUAUGAAGAAUAAAUGGAUUUUCGGGUAACAGUUACUACAGUAGUUCGUACAAAUUGACCAAAUAUAUUUCAGUUAUCAAAACUUU